AUGGGAAAGUCGGGUAAAGGUAAAGGUGGUAAGAAUAGAAGAAGAGGAAAGAAUGACAAUAGUGGUCAAAAGAGGGAGUUGAUUCUUAAAGAAGAGGGUCAGGAGUAUGCACAAAUUACCAAAAUGUUAGGUAAUGGAAGAAUUGAGGUACAAUGUUUUGAUGGGGUUAAACGAAUGGGACACAUCAGAGGUAAAAUGAGAAAGAAGGUUUGGAUGGGCCAGGGAGAUAUAAUUAUGGUGAGUUUGAGGGAUUUUCAGGAUGACCAAUGUGAUGUAGUGCAUAAGUACAAUUCCGAUGAAGCAAGGUCUUUGAAACAAUUGGGUGAGUUGCCAGAGAAUGCAAAGAUUAACGAAACAGACACAUUUGGAGCCGAUGAUGAUGAGGACGUUAACUUCGAAUUCGGUGGAGCUGAUGAAAGUGUUUCAGAAGAUGAUGGCGAGUUAGACAUUGAUGAUAUAUAA
Molecule: messenger RNA, 462 nt
Organism: Lodderomyces oxycetoniae
Lineage: Eukaryota; Fungi; Ascomycota; Pichiomycetes; Serinales; Debaryomycetaceae
Gene: TIF11
Product: Tif11p
Exons: 1
Coding region: 1-462 (153 amino acids)
Biological process (GO): translational initiation
Cellular component (GO): cytoplasm
Molecular function (GO): translation initiation factor activity; RNA binding
Source: RefSeq, a predicted model, not a curated record